This is a messenger RNA of Tyto alba (common barn owl), 2434 nucleotides long. It is a transcript of the gene GHDC, whose product is annotated as GH3 domain containing. Lineage: Eukaryota; Metazoa; Chordata; Aves; Strigiformes; Tytonidae. The record is from RefSeq and is a predicted model, not a curated record. Gene Ontology annotation, cellular component: cytoplasm. The transcript has 8 exons. Gene Ontology annotation, molecular function: acid-amino acid ligase activity. The coding region runs from base 1 to 1611 and encodes 536 amino acids.
AUGCUGCCGGCCGUGGCCGUGGUGGCCGUGGCCGUGGCGGCCGUGGCCGUGGCCGUGGCCGUGGCGCUGCCCGCCGCCCCCGCGCUGCGGCACCGCCUGGCCCGUUGCGCGCUGCUCCGCGCCGCGGGCUGGUCCCGGCGGCGGCUGGCGGGGGGGGGCGGCGAGGUGCGGCCGAGCCAGGAGCGGCGCCUGCGGCGGCUGCUGCCCCCCGGCACGGCCCGCGGCUCCGAGGCUUUCCGGGAGCGGCACCCCCUGGGGCGGAGCUGCCCCGACGGCGCGCCGGGGGGACGGGUCCCCCCGCUGCGCCCCUGGGCUCUGCUCCGCGGCUGCUGGGCCACCGACCCCCCUCUGCAGGGGUCCCUGCUCUACCUGGCCGCCCUCCGCGACGCCUUCCCGCAGGCGCUGGCCCCCCGGGCCACGGCCCUGCUCUCCUGGGCGCCCGACCACCCCCGCGCCCCGGCGGGCUGGCCCCUGCCCACCCUGUACUGCACCCCGGCCGAGGCGGGCACCCUGCCCUCGCGGGCCGCCGCUCUGCGGGCGCAGCUCCUCUUCGCCCUGCGGGCUCGCGCCCUGCGCGUGCUGGAGGCCGGGCUGGCCACCGAGCUGCACGACGCGCUGGCCGCCCUGCGUGCCGGCUGGCCCGGGCUGGCUCAGGACCUGGCGCUGGGCAGGCUGAGCCCCCAGCCCGGGCUGCCCGAGGAUGCGCGGGGCCGGCUGCAGGCGCUGCUGGCCCCCGACGCUGCCCGGGCAGCCGAGCUGCGGGCCGAGUGUGCCCGUGGCUUCGAGGGCAUCGUGCAGCGCCUGUGGCCGCAGCUGGAGGUGGUGGUGGUGGGGACGGCGCACGGCGCGGAGCGGCUCUACUGCGACGGCCUCCGCCAGGCCGACUGCAAGGGGCUGCCACUCUUCUGCCCCUUCUACCGGGCGGCGGGAGCCCUGCUCGGUGUGAACCUGUGGCCGGAGGAGCCAGCACCCCGGUUCCUGCUGUGCCCUGACUGGGCUUUCUUCGAGUUCCUGCCCUGCCCGGCCGAGGAGGAGCCGCGGACGGUGCUGCUGGGGGAGCUCUGGGAGGGACGCGAGUACGGGCUGGUCCUGACGGCCCAGCCCGGAGAAUACAGGUGCCGCACAGGGGAGGUGCUGAGGGUGGCCGGCUUCCACAAGCAGUGUCCCGUGGUGGAGCCCGUGCGCAGGGAGAGCCAGGCGCUGAGCGUGCGGGGCGAGAGCAUCCCCGAGGAGCGGUUCUGCCAGAGCCUGUGCCGCGCCGUGGGCAUGUGGCCAGGUGCUCGCCUGGUUGACUACGUCUGCGUGGAGAGUGGCCUCCUGGGUGCCACGUCGGGGGUCUGCGCCCCCCACUACGAGGUGUUCGUGGAGCUGCGGGGCCUGCGGGACCUGUCGGAGGGGCAGCGCUACAGGCUGGACCAGUGUCUCCAGGAGGAUUUCCCCGUCUAUAAAUCCUUCCGCUUCAAGGGCAGCAUCGGGCCCCUGCGCCUGCACCUGGUGGGGGCCGGGGCCUUCGCCCGGCUGCGGGAAGCACUGGGCCCCCCCCGCCCCAUGCCCAGGGUCCUGCGGGAGGAGCGGCUGCUGCGGCUCAUCCAGAGCACGGUCAUCUCCUAGGGCAGCCCGGGGGGCCGCAGCCCGCCCGCCUCGGGGUUUGUGGGGUGCGCAGCUGCUGGCGAGGGAGCGGGGGCCGAGCCCCUGCGGGGGACGGGGGUGCCCAGCCCCGGGGGGGUUGGCUGAGUGGAGCGGAUGGAGACCCUGCAGGGUGGGCACCCUGCUCGGUGCUGCCCGUGGGGAUGGAGCAGGACACGGAGCACAUCCCAGCCCUGGGCGCUCACCAGCAGCCCUGGCCCUUCGCCGGGCUGUUCUGGGCAUGGGGGGGGGGGACUGUGGGUGCUUGUGAGCAUCACGAGGCAGCCGGGUCCUGCCGCCAGCAGCUCGCCCCACUCAGUGCCUGGGCAGCGCCCGCAGGCAGCCGCAGCGGGGCCGGUGCCCCUGCCUGUCCCCAGGGACACCUUAGCCAUCACAGCCUGCGGCCAGUGCGAGGGGGACAGCAGAAACCUCGCCGGGAAUGGGAGGACCAGCAGAGCCUCGGGCCCACGCAGGAGCUCGGCUCUUCCCCACACUGAGCUCAGGGGCCCUGUGGUAUUUUGUCCCCUGGCAGGGCCACCGCGGGCAGGGCCACCGCGGGCAGGGUGGCUGGUGGUGGCGGGUGCCGGCUGCCACGGAGCAGCCCCUCCGCCUGGCUCCAGCGCACAUCCGCUGCUUUAGGAAAGGAUAAGCUCCAGUGAGGGCUGCUUUUAAUGUUUAAAAAAACAGAAGCAAAAUAAAGGAGGAUUAUCUCUCUCUCUCAAAAAAAAAAAAAAGGGCAGUGCUCUGGGAUUGAUUUUUUUUAUAUACUAUUAUUUUUAAUCCUCAUUAAAGAGAUUGCUUGAUGACA